Messenger RNA from Colletotrichum lupini, 1965 nucleotides. RefSeq lists its product as uncharacterized. The transcript is spliced from 10 exons. The coding region runs from base 1 to 1965 and encodes 654 amino acids. NCBI's taxonomy places the organism in Eukaryota, Fungi, Ascomycota, Sordariomycetes, Glomerellales, Glomerellaceae. The record is from RefSeq and is a predicted model, not a curated record.
AUGGCGUGGCUGGUAGGGCUACCCUUGAGCUCACCUCAGCUGGACCAGGGAGACGUCCCCAUCCCCGUUCCACUCGCUCACACUAACUCGCUUUGCAAUGCGACAACGCCCCCUUGGAGUCUGAGCUCGCAGGCAGUCUCUGCAAGCUUGCUUUUGCGACGGUUCCCCGCCGCCGCGACACGACGUCUGUUCUGUACGAAUCUAUUCAACGACCAAGAGGAUACAGUAGGUACUCCGUACCCCGCCGCCGUCCAGGUCUGUCACUGGAACAGCUUGCGACAUUCUCUCUCCACUGGCAAGACAUGCCCCGAAUCGCUCACAACAACUCCAGCUCAGCCCGCUAGCCAUGUGGGAUGGCCGCCACCAUGGGAGGUUGCGCCGUCCUACAAUUUACCAGACCCAGAUCUCGGCGAAGCAAAGUCCCGUCUCGUCUGGUGGACCGUCUGGACUCCACGGCCGCCGACUUACACGGGUGACGGCCGAACCUCGAUCAGGGCCAGGGCCAGUCCAGCUUGUCUUUCCCUGCGCCAACACGCGACGAAGCAAGUCAAGAGUCCGAACUACCUAGCACAAUGGAGUUGGAAUGCGAGCAAGUUGGCGCUUUGCUUGUCACAUUCGAGGUCGCAUCCCCGUUGUUGCUUGACCACACCGCCUUAUUGGUAUUCCCUCCAACGUCUCGUUUUCCGUCCCACCCAACGAAGCCCGCCUCUUAUCAGAACCGCGCCCGGGCGGGAUAAUGCCUAUACCAGUCAUGGUGCAGCGGUGCUGACACUGUCAGUCGCCUCCUCGGCCAGCAUGUCAAGUCAAUUACAUACUCUCAAGCAUAUGGAUCAUGAUGACCGCAUCUACAGAGUAUCAGCGUUCAUCAAGCCUGGAAAGUCGCUUUCUCCACCCGUGGGCGCAUCCAUGGCCACCCCAUCCGCGCCCGCUUCUGCAACACCGCUUAAGCUCAAAGCGUUUUCCCAGCUUGGAAGACGACCAGUCAGAGUUGUUAACCACACACCUAUCGAUGCGCCUUGCGGCAAAUCUAAGCAAAGGCUUUUCGCCAUCGUGACUAUGCUAGAGCAUUUGGGAACCUGGUUAGUGGUGAACACAGGCACUCUGAAAACGGGCCCUCCCAGGCGAGCUACUUUUGUUCCACGCGCAAUCCCAGGAUUUCGUCUUCGCACACCUCCUCUCUCGGUACACACCCUCACAUCCACGACCCCUUCAUCAUCUCAUUCCUUACAACCUUCUAAGCGGGACCAGAUCUGGCGAUACGGUUCAACUAUCCCCAUAUUGUCUCGUCUCCCGCGACACGGCGCAUCAAGCAUCGUGUCUAUAUAUAUGAUACUCUAUCCUGCCCAGCUUGCACGCCAAUCCUUCCACUCCACUGGCGCUCUGUUUUGGUCUAUGAUCCUCAUAGAUCCUUAUCCAUUCCCCUUGGAUCUUAGGCCCCUCACGAAGGACUUCCUUUGUCAAACUCAAUCGACAACAAGGCUAUUCAAGGGAACGGCACCUCAACCCACCUCAACCCAUUUCAGCUUGCAGCCCCCUUGGACACUUCGGAAUCGACCUGUUUGUAAGUCUGCUGUCAUUUACAAUUACCUACUGGGUGAUACCGCUGCCAGUGAUGCGUGGGAACCGUUCAAAUUCGGCCGAUGGUUUCAAAGCUUGCGGCGCAAUGAGCCUCGCACAGACCUCCGCCAAUCUCUCUCUCCCUCCCUCCUUCACUCAAGGCUCGCCCUCACUCUUAUCCUCUCUUCGGCCACCCUCCUUGACACUCGCAAAGCAGUCGAUGCGGCGGCCGAGGCCCACCCUCACAUCCCCCUAGUCGCUUAUGUCCAGCAGCGCCAUUUCAUUACUCGCAAGCCACUGUUAGGUCUUGGCCAGGGCCACCAGACACAGGCAUACCCCAGACGUACAACCACCUGGCACCACACCGCAUCCGAAGUCCAUCGGCGAAGGUACCUCUACCUCUGCUGA